AUGCCGGAGGAAACUUGGGUGAAGGAAUUAGUAACGAGUCGCCCGUCUCGUGUCCCCGCAGGGUGCAGAUUUGGCGCUGCUGUUCUGUCGACAACCUACAACUGUCUCCAGGUUGCCAACAUUCGACAAGACAGUGAUAAACGUGGUUAUAAUUGUGACCUUAGCAGAACACUCAUUUUGACUAUGUUCGGUAUCUGGCCUUCUGUGCAUUUAGGCUUAUUUCUUGUUGCAUUUUGCUCAUCACAAGCAGAGCGGAUUUCACUGACUGCACUACCGUCUAACUUCCCUCAAAACGGAUCCCGAUUACAACUUGUCUGCCACUUCCAGGACGAAAAGAAAUUCGCAAUUGUAUGGAAAAAGGAUGGCCAAAACGUCGGGGAAGACUGCAUAAAGUUUAAAACACUGAAUGAUACUAUAUCCUGCAACACCAGUAAAGAAAGUGUUGCAUGGACACUGGAUCCAGUGACUCACUCAACUGGUGGUAAUUGGUCCUGUUCCCACGGGAUUCUAGUAUCUUCUGUGUAUAUUUCUGUUAAUGUUGCUUAUUUUUUAGUUCCUCAAAGGCUUGAGCUUCCAAAGAUUGAAACUUACUCAACUGGUGUUCUUCAGUCAACUGCGGCUACCAUGUCUGAAACACUCAUGGACGUGAUGCCCUACCUAGGCUCUGGUACGCGCUCGGAUCCUAUUAAUAUGAUUGACGGCCGAUUUCCUGAGACGAAGUCAUUAUUUUUCGAAUGCGUCUCCGUGUGUGCCUCAGAAACAAAGCCUUUGGUCUGGAGUUUGGCGAACAGUACUAUAUAUAGAAGAUACCCUACCUACAAAACAAGAAAAAUGGAUGAUCGGGACUGUCCUACCGGUUUAACUUCGGCGAAAAGUCGAGCAUUGCUUACCUGUGCCUACAGCAAAGCUGAGCAGUCGCUUCCAAACAAACUGGAACUCACUCAUCCCCUCUCCAUUGAUCUCAAACUUUCGUUGGUUGGCCUUAACGUAGUCUACUGUUCAACUGACCAACAAAAACGUGUGCACCACGGCUUUAAUAAUUCGUGUCCCGAUGCUUUGCACAAUGAAGAUUCUACUUCAGUAUGUGCCUAUGUGCUCUGCGAUGGCCCACCUCCGCCACCGCUUACCAAUGGAGAGAAGACUGCAAUCGGAAUCGCCACUUUCCUUUUCAUUAUAAUGGUCAUUAAUGUCUGCAUUUUCACUCUGCGGCGUCGGAAAGCCGAAAAGACAAAUCGUGUGACUCAUUUCCACGACCCCCUGUACCCCCAUCACCCACACGCUGAAGUUGAGUUGAUGUUAUAG
Molecule: messenger RNA, 1302 nt
Organism: Mesocestoides corti
Lineage: Eukaryota; Metazoa; Platyhelminthes; Cestoda; Cyclophyllidea; Mesocestoididae
Source: the annotation of a GenBank genome assembly